Triplophysa rosa is the source of this 3021-nucleotide messenger RNA. It is a transcript of the gene cab39l, whose product is annotated as calcium binding protein 39-like. The record is from RefSeq and is a predicted model, not a curated record. Gene Ontology annotation, biological process: intracellular signal transduction. Gene Ontology annotation, molecular function: protein serine/threonine kinase activator activity. The transcript has 9 exons. NCBI's taxonomy places the organism in Eukaryota, Metazoa, Chordata, Actinopteri, Cypriniformes, Nemacheilidae. The coding region runs from base 351 to 1355 and encodes 334 amino acids.
GACGCGGGGCAUCUGACCCGAGAUCAGUCAAAGCAUAUUCACCGUCUCAGACAAACGCGCUACGUACGUGCGGAGCGGCGAUCCCGGAUCGUUUUCACACCGCGGAAAGGGAACCGAGAGGGAGUUUGUUACACAAACCCAUCAUCAUGUCUUUUGCAGAUAUACGCCUUUAAGUCGGCCACUGUUUAAUUCGCUCAUACGCACGUUCUGCUGACGUUUACCGCGCACACACACUGCUGGCGUGAGCAGAAAAGCUGCUCACUAACACACGACCAAAGCAGCAGCAGCAGCAGCAGAAGACACAUUUACAUUGCAGCACAGUUCUGAGGUGAGAAUCUACAGCCUCCAUCAUGCCACUCUUUGGUAAAUCUCACAAGAACCCCACAGAUAUCGUGAAAACCUUGAAGGACAAUCUGUCUAUUUUGGUCAAGCAAGACAAGAAGACAGAAAAGGCUUCAGAAGAGGUGUCCAAAUGUCUGGUGGCGAUGAAAGAGAUCCUGUAUGGCACGAACGAUAAGGAGCCGCACACAGAAACUGUGGCCCAGUUGGCCCAGGAGCUCUACAACAGCGGUCUGCUCAUCUCGCUGGUGGAAAACCUGCAGGUCAUCGACUUUGAGGGUAAGAAGGACGUGUGUCAGAUCUUCAACAACAUCCUUCGCCGGCAGAUCGGGACCCGCAGCCCAACGGUGGAAUAUUUCUGUUCUCAUCAGGAAGUCCUCUUCAUCUUGCUGAAAGGGUACGAGACGCCUCAGGUGGCAUUGAAUUGCGGGAUCAUGCUGCGCGAGUGCAUCCGGCACGAGCCUCUCGCCAAAAUCGUCCUCCACUCCGAGCACUUCAAAGAUUUCUUCGGCUAUGUGGAGAUGUCCACGUUUGACAUCGCUUCUGACGCCUUCGCCACUUUUAAAGACCUGCUCACAAGACACAAAGUUCUGGUGGCGGAGUUUUUAGAACAGAACUAUGAUGCGGUUUUCGAUAACUACGAGAAACUGCUUCACUCGGAGAACUAUGUGACCAAGAGACAGUCAUUGAAGCUGCUGGGUGAACUGCUUCUGGACAGACACAACUUCACAGUCAUGACCCGGUACAUCAGUAAACCAGAGAACCUGAAGCUCAUGAUGAACCUUCUGAGAGAUAAGAGUCCAAACAUUCAGUUUGAGGCUUUUCAUGUCUUUAAGGUGUUUGUGGCCAACCCCAACAAAACGCAGCCCAUUGUAGACAUUCUUUUGAAGAACCAGACGAAACUCAUCGACUUCCUUAGCAACUUUCAGAAGGAUCGCACAGACGACGAGCAGUUCAACGACGAGAAGACGUAUCUCGUCAAACAGAUACGAGACCUAAAGAAGCCAGCCUCCUAAACCUUAGCUAUUGCAGUAUUAGGGAAAAAAACGACAAAACCACAAAAAAUAUAUUAACAAUAAUAACGCUAUUUAAAAUCUUGAAAAAUCGUCACUUCUUAGUUUCGAGGCUUACAAAAGAUGGUUCCCGAUCAUCACUGAUGUUGUCUGUUCCUAUUUACUCUCCUUUUUUUUAAACGCAAUUUUUUGUGCCAGAAUAGGAUGUUUUAAAGUAGGAAUCAGCCAGUUUCUAUUACAGGAAGAACCGCAGAAUCACAGCAAGACACGCUGCGGAUUAGGAAGUACAGAUAAACGUUCAUUUCAUUCUGGAUGAUUUCGUCGACCCCGGACGCACAACGGCUCCACAUUUUCGCUACGCUGAUGGAAGAUUGCUGAAAGAGAGGGAUAUUUCCGAAAUAUUUAUGAGCUGUCGAUUUUUCUCCCCGAGGACUUUUAACUGCACUAACCUUCACACUUUCAUUCCUUCUGUCAUCUUUCAUCGCUUUCCUCGGGCACCAAUAGCGAUCGCCUUUGUUUCGAAACACUACUCGCCUGAUCGUUUCUAUUCUGUUUGGUUUUGUGUUAUUAUUUAGAAGGAAGAUUUCAUUUAUCAGUAUUUUAAUUAUUGUUUAUCAGAGCUCAAACAGGUUUGUGCGGAGGAACGGGUUUGUGCUUUAAAAAAAGUCUUUAUGUACAUUUUGAGUCGCCAGGCCAUUGUUUGAUCAGCUAGCAUCACUAUUUUGUUUUAUCUAUAUUAGUUUACUUGUGUUUAAAACAAGACAGAAUACUGAUUAUACUCUGUUAAGGUGGUUGACAUUUUCUAAAGAAGCUAGAAACAUUGUCACUGUUUAUAACCGGUGUGUAUUCCAACUCCAUGUAGAUUUAUAAAAAUAUCUACACUAGUUCUCUGGUGUUACCUUAGUGCUAUAGUAUGUUUUACUUUAGUACCUUUGUAAUGCUAAAGUAUUUUAAUACUGUAGUACAGUACUCCUUUCUAUACUAUAGUAGUCAUUUACUGCAGUUACUGUAGUGUUUUUUUUCCAAUAACCCAUAAUGAUGAUGUUGACAGAAGUAGCUUGUUGCAUAUAGCUGAAACACGAAAUGAAAUAAGGACACAAAUGUACAAAACAGGUGCCUUUUGUUUUGGAGUUAUUUUACUCUUGCUCUUUUUUUUAUUUCAGAAGAAAUGUUGGAAUGGGGAGCUUAAUUUGUGUUAGUUCUAAUAUGUUCUGACGGAGCAUAUUCUGCACUGUUAAGCAAUGAACCUCUUUAACUCGCUAUAUUUGAGUUAUGCUGUUGAAGAAAAUUCAUUAAAUCUCAUUGUUUCGCCUGUUCGAUUGAUUGAUUGAGUUUGUCUUCAUUUUAUGGAAUGAAAUACACUUUGGUGGUCUAGAUUCAUCACUUUUGUUUCUUUGCAAAGAUCAUUCUCAUUGGCCAUUUAACUUUAUUUCAUUCCAUUUGGAAUUCCUGUGACCUGAAAUAACUUUGUAAGAGUCUCGUGGUUGGCGUUAGUUGCCAAAAAAAAGUCCGAUCUUUUAUAGAUCGCUUGGAAUUGCAGUGAGGCAAGUGUUUUAUUUUAAGGCAACGAUUUGAAAUAUAUGCAUCUGAGCCAAACUUACGGAAAUUUGUUAGCAGGUACAAAAAAAAAACAACACGUUUAUUAAUUUGAGCAUUGGAUUUUAAUUUU